Molecule: messenger RNA, 1566 nt
Organism: Chrysoperla carnea
Lineage: Eukaryota; Metazoa; Arthropoda; Insecta; Neuroptera; Chrysopidae
Product: retinol-binding protein pinta
Exons: 6
Coding region: 331-1260 (309 amino acids)
Cellular component (GO): membrane
Molecular function (GO): phosphatidylinositol bisphosphate binding
Source: RefSeq, a predicted model, not a curated record
UCAGUGUACCCACGUUUAGACAGACAUACAUGUGUAGGUACCCUAUCUAUACCUAUGUUUUAUUUGUAAAUUAACAAUUUUGUGUAGAAUUGUGUAAUAAUUAUCACAGAAAACUUUUUCAUAAUAUUAUUUUGUUAAAAAAUGGAAUCAUUUUGAAGGAUUUUAGUGUGUAGAUAUGAAGAUUUAAAAAAAAUUUAAUUGAAGUUACAAUUUAUUUCCGUGUCUUCAUACAGUUUAUGUAAAUCAUAUCAGAGAAGAACUUUUAUUCAAGGGGUGCCAAAAGUGACCGAUUUGGAAGUGUGUGCAGGUGAUUCAUUGUUGAAAUAAAAAAUGCCACCAAAUAUACGUAAAUUACCAAAUGAUUUGGCAUUAAAAGCACAAAAUACAAUAAACGAGGAUGAUGAACGUAUCAGUGAAGAUUUAAAAUCCAUACGUAAUUGGUUAACAAAACAACCCCAUUUAAAUGUUCGUAAUGAUGACCAGUGGUUACUAACAUUUUUACGAGGAUGUAAAUAUAGUUUAGAACGUACGAAAGAAAAAUUAGACACAUUUUAUAUGUUACGAACAUUGAUACCAGAAUUUUUCAAAAACAAGGACCCAACUCAACCGGAGCUAAAAGCUUUAAUAGAUAAUGGACUAUUUUUACCAUUAGAAAAUAAAACAGACCCCACCGGACCAUGUUUAUUAUUUUUCAAACAAGGUGAUUAUGAUCCAACCAAAGUGGAUAUCGUGGAUAUCUUUAAAUAUCUUUUUAUUAUAUUGGAUAUUUUAAUGUAUGAAGAUGAUAAUUUAUCGGUUAGCGGCUUAGUGGUAAUAUGUGAUUUGAAAGGUGUGACGCUAACACAUAUGGCACAGUUUACACCUGGAUUAGCGAAAAAAAGUGUUAGUACUGUACAAAUUGGAUAUCCUAUACGACAAAAAGGAGUACAUUUUAUUAAUACACCAGCAGGAUUUGAUACGUUGUUUAGUUUAUUGAAAGCGUUCGCAUCGGAAAAGCUUAAGAAACGAUAUCAUGUACAUAAAACUAUCGACUCGUUAUAUAAAUUUAUACCAAAGGAAAAUUUUCCAAUGGAAUUGGGUGGAUCAAUUCCAAUGGAUGAAAUGAAAGAAAAAUGGCGAAUUAAAAUUGCAAGCUAUAAAAAUUGGUUAAUUGAAGAUGAACAAUAUUAUUCAGAUGAGAAGUUACGAUUAGGUAAAUCAAAAACAGCUGAAUCAUUGUUUGGUAUCGAAGGAUCGUUUAGAAAAUUGAAUAUCGAUUAGAAAUUUCGUUAAUGGAAGCAUCUAGAAUUUAUUUUCUUUUUAUUCGAUCAUAAAAAGAAUUAAUGCUAAAUCGUGAUACUUUUCUAGAAAAUUUGAGGCUAUGCUGGACAUUCAAUUCUAUUUAUUAUUUAAAUACCGAUUUCCGAAACUGAAUACCAAAAUAAGUUAUUUUAAAUUAGUGAAUUAAAAUAUACGAUUUUUUCCUAAUAUAGUGCUUAGUUCAAUAUUUCAAAUACAAAAUGCUUACCCAAAUAUAAAGUAGAUCAAAAAAUUCUCACGAUAUUUGCCACAAAAAAAUAUAUUCGA